Molecule: messenger RNA, 1202 nt
Organism: Impatiens glandulifera
Lineage: Eukaryota; Viridiplantae; Streptophyta; Magnoliopsida; Ericales; Balsaminaceae
Product: abscisic acid receptor PYL8-like
Exons: 3
Coding region: 260-838 (192 amino acids)
Biological process (GO): abscisic acid-activated signaling pathway
Cellular component (GO): nucleus; cytoplasm
Molecular function (GO): abscisic acid binding; protein phosphatase inhibitor activity; signaling receptor activity
Source: RefSeq, a predicted model, not a curated record
ACAAUGUAUACUCUCUCUCUCUCUCUCUCUCUCUCUCUCUCUCUCUUCCUAAAGCAACAAAAUCUUAAUAAUAAUUCCUACACUGUGUUAUUAGCGGUGUUGUGUUUCUUUCGUAUAUAUAUACAAUACAGCUGCGCUGCUGCUGCUGCUAAGUCAAAAUCAUUCUUCAUUCAAUAUUAUAUAAGUAAGUAAGUAAGUAACUAUUCCAAGGAAGGAAGGAAGGAAGGAAAGACGAGAAAAGUGAGAUUCAGAUUUAGUCAUGAGCGGAGGAGGGAACAGAUUCAGCGCUAUUGAGACGGAGUACAUAAGGAAGCAUCAUAAACAUCAACUGGACGAGGAUAAUCAAUGCACUUCUGUUCUAGUUAAGCACAUCAAGGCGCCCAUCCAUCUAGUUUGGUCAUUGGUAAGAAGAUUUGAUCAACCGGAGAUGUAUAAGCCGUUUAUAAGCAGGUGUAGUGUAGUCAAAGGAAAUCUAGAAAUUGGGAGUGUUCGGGAAAUCAAUGUGAAAUCAGGUCUUCCUGCUACAACCAGCACUGAAAGGUUGGAAUUCCUCGACGACAACGAGCAUAUCCUUAGUAUCAAGAUUGUUGGCGGCGAUCAUAGACUCAGGAACUAUUCUUCUAUUAUUUCUGUACACCCAGAAAUAAUAGAAGGAAGAAAUGGGACGCUGGUGAUUGAAUCGUUUAUAGUGGAUGCACCCGAGGGUAACACAAAGGAAGAGACCUGUUUCUUUGUGGAAGCCUUGAUCAAGUGCAAUCUCAAGUCCUUGGCUGCUGUCUCCGAAAGCAUGAUGGCUGAUCAACAUCAAACACCCCCACCACCCCCUUUAAUUAAUUAAUUAGAUACACCACCACCACCGCCUCUUCUUAUUACUACAAACACCAACAAGGGAUUGCCACUCAAACCCUAAUCCUUCCUUUCUCUUUCGUUUUCACUCUGCUUUCCUUCCUUCCUUCCUUUGCUUGUCUCCUUGGUUUAACAACAUAUUAAUAUUAUGUAGUAGGAUUUUGCUCAAAUAUAAAAAAAAAUCACAUCUUCCAUGGAGUCUUGUUUGGUAAAUUAUUAUUAUUAUUAUUAUGAUAGUAGAGACUUGAGAGAGUGGUGGUGGGUCUCUUCAACUUUUAGUUCCAAGCAUUGUCGCAUUCCAAUUCAAUAUCUGAUUUGCCCAUUCAAUACCAUAUUUGAGCAUAUCUACAAAUAUA